Messenger RNA from Aspergillus wentii DTO 134E9, 576 nucleotides. RefSeq lists its product as uncharacterized. NCBI's taxonomy places the organism in Eukaryota, Fungi, Ascomycota, Eurotiomycetes, Eurotiales, Aspergillaceae. The record is from RefSeq and is a predicted model, not a curated record. The transcript has a single exon. The coding region runs from base 1 to 576 and encodes 191 amino acids.
AUGCAGCCCAUUUACCUCCUCCUCUUGGCUCUGGCCACCGCCAUCUCGGCACAGACAACAACCGUCCAAGUGUUCAACGCGGGCGAAACAACUAUUCCCCUAUCCGGAGUCGAAGCCAGUGUCGUCGGCGCUAAUGCCAUCGCGACAACGUUCGCGAUGCAAUGUAAAGACAACGCACCCACAUCCCUCUGCGACCUCGAUGACCCCGUCACCAUCACCGCUGGUCCUUCCACUAUGACCUUUUCCGCCGUCUACACAACCAAGACCCUCGGUGUUAAUGUUAAACUCACUUUGAUGAAUGACUGCGAUGUCACUUCCUCGACUGCGGCGUCUUGCUCUGGCUCUGCGGGAAUUUACGGUUCCACGCUGGGGGUUUCUCGUUCCAGCUCGACGACUUGGAAGACCUCAUAUAGCUCGGAUGAUAUUUAUUAUCAGCCGUUGACGGUUACGGCAGGAGUGGAUAAGUUGAAUGCCCCUCAGGCUACGCAGACGCCUGAUGCUGCUGCCGCUGGACAUGUUGGGGUUGGAGGAGCGGCGGCCGCUGCGGUUGCUGCUGCUGCGUACGGUUUUAUUUAG